Spodoptera littoralis (African cotton leafworm) is the source of this 948-nucleotide messenger RNA. The record is from the annotation of a GenBank genome assembly. Lineage: Eukaryota; Metazoa; Arthropoda; Insecta; Lepidoptera; Noctuidae.
AUGGAGUACAUUCAGUAUUUCACGUAUUUUUUAGUUUUAGUUUAUCAUUUUAACCGUAAUGUACUUGUGGAAAGCGCCAUGACCACAAAGAAGACAGAGUUAGAAUGCGAAUUCCCGCCUAAAAUGGAAGAAGAUCUCACUCACGUAAGGAGAAAAAGACUAACGACUGAGACUGGAUUAGUUUGUCUAGAAGACUAUCCCUAUACGGUAUCUGUAAGGCUACAUGGAAAACACUGGUGCGGUGGAGCGAUUGUUGGAAAAGUGUGGAUACUCACUGCAGCACAGUGUUUCGACUACGUCACAAAAGAAGAAGUAUCAGUUCGGAUGGGAUCCGUAUUCAGAGAUUUUGGCGGAAGAAUAUUGUCAGUUGUUGAGAUCAAGAGACACCCUGACUACAGGAUGGAUCAGUACUAUCCUGAACAUAACUUAGCCAUGGUCAAGGUGAAUCUGCCGAUAACUGAAAACAGCAGAAUGCAGGUCGUAUCAUUAGCAGUCCCUGAUGCUGAUCUACCACCGCUGUUCGGAGAAACUGUCGUUACUGGAUAUGGUUCUGUGGUGACUGGACAAAUUCGAGAAGGAGAGAAUCAAGAAUUGCGACGAAUGAUUGUACGAGAAAUAUCCCGAAGCGAAUGUCGUUUGAUUUAUGGGAAUGAUUAUCAUUUACAACAUGACAAUAUGUGCUUAGAGAGCGUUAUAAAGGGCGUUGCGUUAUGUGCCGGUGACACAGGUGAUCCGGCGGUUCAUUUUAGUGGACUGAAUCGCGCAGGCACACUUUACGGCAUAGCACUAUUUUCCGGCACUGAAGAGUGCGCCUACAAAUCGAAACCAGGAGUUUUUGCUAAGGUUGCAUACAGUCGAUUAUGGAUUGACAAAGUGCUUGGAGACAUACCUGAUCAUCCGGAAAGUGCUGACAGUACAGAAAAUCUUAUCCCAGUCGAUAUAAAAUAA